UAACACAGCGCCAGCCUGUCGUGAAAUCUGAAACUCCUAAAAGGUUCUGGAAGAUCAGAAAAAUAAAUAAAUAUGGAUAACGGAGACGAAUCGGAUAUGGUUAACUGCCCAUACAACAAGGAGCACAAAAUGUUGCGCAAGAAACUCCAGCAGCACAUCCUGAAAUGCCGUGUGAUCUACAAAGACACCGUGCAACUGAUGAUAUGUCCCUUUAACAAGGCCCAUUUGAUACCGGAGCCCGAGUUAUAUCAACACACCAAAUCGUGCGAGGAUCGCAAGAUUAUAGUCCAGUAUCAGACGAGUGCAGCUGCUGUACUAACGGAGGACACCAGACACGCCAAGAUUGAGUCCGAAGAAAACUGGGACGACGACGAAGAUGUGCCGGAUUACAAUCCGCAGGUCUAUUGUUCCCAGGCCAAUAUAGUGAGGGAACCGAAUGGACUGUUUCCCUCACAGCGAAAGGCUUUUAUCAAAGAGGAGAACCGUCGUAAAUUUGGCGACGAUUACAAGGAGGAGAAGAAGCCACCAAAGGCCAAGUCCCGUGUGGAGUCCCGUCCCGCUCCAUACGAUCCCAGGAUGCAUAACUCUAGGCGCCACUAGUUGGAAUCUAUCAAGUUAUCCUUCAAAUUUCAAUCUCAAAGCAAAAACCAAAGCUUAUCAAAGUGUCUUUUACUAACCUCACAAGUACAAACAAAAAUCAAAAAUCAACAUGUUGAAUCGCCAAUAAAAAUGGUUCAGAUUUCAGUGAAACAAGAAUCAAAGAAAA
Molecule: messenger RNA, 766 nt
Organism: Drosophila elegans
Lineage: Eukaryota; Metazoa; Arthropoda; Insecta; Diptera; Drosophilidae
Product: gametocyte-specific factor 1 homolog
Exons: 2
Coding region: 73-600 (175 amino acids)
Source: RefSeq, a predicted model, not a curated record